AUCGUUUCAAUUUUCUACUCCGGCCGCCAGUUCAGAGAGCGUCUUGCAUGUGUCGAGACCAUGCAUGGCGUUUAAAUGUUUAUGGUGAGGCUGCCAGCAUGCAAAGUUGAACAUUCUCAGUAAAAAAAGGGGCAUUUUCAAUCUGUCAGCAUUGAAUGAAAAGAUAAAAAUGGUUUCUGAUGAAGAAGAUGGGGCUACUACUCACACCACCACCAGCAGGUUUGACUGCAACAUCUGCCUAGAUUCUGCACAUGACCCUGUGGUCACUUUUUGUGGUCAUUUGUACUGCUGGCCUUGCAUUUACCUUUGGCUAAGCACCUCCAAUGAACACCCUUCUCACCACCCCAAUUGUCCUGUUUGCAAGUCUUAUAUCUCCAAAUCCACCCUCGUCCCUCUUUACGGUGACAGCGUAUCGUCCUCGUCCUCCUCAUCCUCGUUCUCGUCCUCCUCCUCCUCGUCUGACUCUGAUACCAAGAAGCACCAACCGAACUUCGUCCACAUACCUCAAAGGCCACCGGCUCUUAGUGUGGGGGUGGUGCAUGAUAAUCCCGAUGACCCGCCGCCACCGCUACCGUCAGAACCGCCGCCGUACAUGUCUCAUUCCCUUGGGGGCAGCCAUGGUUCCACUCGGGCUGGCAUUGGUGGCACAGUCAUUGCCGGAUUUUUUAACCCCACCAUUGGGGAAAUGUUUUCUGCAGCAAUGUUUGGGAGCUACGAUGCUAACUUGUUAUUAGCCUAUCCCAGUCUGGAUCCAAGAAUUAGGAGGCAAGAAAUCAUGGUGGGCAGAUCACUUCAUAGAUUAUACAUCUUUCUCCUGUUUUGCCUCAUUUU
This is a messenger RNA of Cuscuta epithymum, 831 nucleotides long. NCBI's taxonomy places the organism in Eukaryota, Viridiplantae, Streptophyta, Magnoliopsida, Solanales, Convolvulaceae. The record is from the annotation of a GenBank genome assembly.